This is a messenger RNA of Cantharellus anzutake, 1833 nucleotides long. RefSeq names its product Metallo-dependent phosphatase-like protein. Bases 1 to 1833 code for a protein of 610 amino acids. The transcript is spliced from 10 exons. Gene Ontology annotation, biological process: nucleotide catabolic process. The record is from RefSeq and is a predicted model, not a curated record. Gene Ontology annotation, cellular component: cytosol. Gene Ontology annotation, molecular function: hydrolase activity. Lineage: Eukaryota; Fungi; Basidiomycota; Agaricomycetes; Cantharellales; Hydnaceae.
AUGUCGAACAAGGGCAUCUCACUUGCAUUAUUUUUGGGUGUCCUGGCUCUCAGAGCUUGCGCUUGCGCUGGUGAACACAGCAACGAACAUUUUCAUGCCAAGAGGUCCUUUCCGGGCGCGACACAAACUACCGCCUGGCCUAGCGCCCCUCUCGUCUGGGGAGACGUGAACUUCCUUCAUACAACGGACUCGCACGGUCAUACAAAGGCGUCUUACCCCGAGCCUAAUUACUCAGGGGAUUUCGGCGAUUUCAAGUCCUUUGUAACACAUAUGAAGCAAGAAGCUCUUAAGCGUGGUGUAGAUCUCCUUCUUGUAGAUUCUGGGGAUAUCCAUGAUGGUUCUGCGUUGUCAGACGGUGGUCCGCCAGGCUCGAUAGAUGGAACAGAGACCAAUAAGCUUAUUGAGCAACUUCCUUACGAUAUCCUCGCAAUUGGGAAUCAUGAACUUUAUGUGUAUAAUGUUACGUUCGACAUGUACAAGUAUUUUGCGCCGAAACAGGAUGGAAAAUACCUCUCAUCGAACGUCAACAUUACAGUCAAUGAUGGUAACGGUAAGAUCAUCAGCACGCCAGUUGGAAGUCGCUACCGGAAAUUCAAGACACUCUUCGGACGUAAGGUUACUGCCUUGGCAUACUUAAAUACGACCGUGCAGACUGUUCAGAACAUGGUGAAGGAGCCGUGGUUCGCCGCUGCCAUUACGGAGGAGCCUGACUUCUUCCUGUUGGUUGGGCACAUGCCAAUUGCUCGAGAUAACUGGCCCGUCGUCUUUAAUGCCAUUCGCGCUGUUCACCCUUUGACACCGAUUUUCAUCUUUGGAGGCCACAGUCAUAUUCGAGAUUGCAAUCAGCUCGAUCCACGAUCCAUGUCCCUCGAAUCCGGGCGUUACAUGGAGACGGUUGGUUGGAUGUCAGCGCAGCUUCCUCCGAAGCACCUCAUCACUAACACCACAACCCUGAAUGUGACUCGACGAUAUCUCGAUGCCAACAGAAACACCUACAUGUAUCACACGAAAAAGAAACAAUUUGACACGGCCGGCGGCUUGAUCUUGUCGGAAGAGAUCGUCCAUUUGGCUAAGAAGUACAACAUUAGUUACCAGUUCGGAACUGCUCCGCAGGAUUACUACCUCAGCCGCGCGGCUUAUCCGUCCAACGCAUCAGUGUUGACAUUGCUUGUGAACGAGGUCAUGCCAGUCGGUCUAGCCAUUGCCAAUCCGGCUCGAGCUUCAGUCCCUAACAUUGCCGUCACCAAUGCCGGCUCACAACGCUUUGACAUCUAUUCAGGCCCAUUCACCCGCAACGAUGAAUUCGUCGUUUCGCCCUUCAACAACGGGUUCCUUUACGUCACUGUUCCCUUCAGUGUCGGAAGAAGGGUUCUUGGCGUACUGAAUAAUCAAGGAGCACCGGGAAAACGUGGCAAUAAUUUAGAAACCGAGACAGAGGAAGAAUAUGCUCGAGGUUACGUUGAGGGACGAUUUAAUGCAUGGAUAAGGAACAUGUGGGCAGCCGCUCCGGCCGAUUUGAAGCGCGUCCAGAAUGCGAAUUUGACGUUGGGUUACAUGACCAAUGAUAGUUGCCCAGGCGUCGGCGAUGACACCCUUCACUCGCCAAUGCCGCACUAUAGUUCUCCAGCUUAUAUUGGCUCUCCCACUCCUACCGGCCUUACCGACUCGGACCCUAUGGAUGUCAUUUUCCCGGACUUCUUCGAAGCGCAAAUUCUUCUUGUCAUUAACAGCUUGCAAAACACAAAGAACUACACAGCAGCAGACAUUUCUACGUAUGGGAAUGUCUACACGAAUACUAUUUAUGGGAUCUUUGCAGAGGCGAAGUGGAAGUAA